AUGGAUUCAAUUUGGUUUAGAGUCAACGGUGUGAGACAUACCGUUGUUAGCUGUGAAGUGGAUUCUGACCUAACGCUACUGGAUUAUCUCCGAGAUUAUCUGGAACUGCGAGGCACCAAGUACAUGUGCCGUGAAGCUGGUUGUGGCUCCUGCAUGGUCACCGUCAAACAAUCUCAAGGUCAACCGUAUGCUGUCAACUCGUGCAUGUUGACACUGGUGUCAUGCCAUGGCCUCGACAUUACCACCAUCGAAGGACUUGGGAACAGGAAUAUAGGAUACCAUCCUUUGCAGACCACUCUCGCUAAGUACAAUGGGACUCAGUGUGGGUACUGUUCACCAGGAUGGAUAAUGUCCAUGCACAGUCUGCAAGAAAACAACCCGAACCUUACACAAUUGGAAAUAGAACAGUCUUUAGGAAGUAACGUUUGCCGUUGUACGGGGUACAGACCAAUCCUUGAUGCAUUCAAAAGCCUGGCUGUCGACAGCAGUGUUGACAAGAACAUACAAGACAUUGAAGAUCUCAAAAUCUGCAGAAAAACUGGAAAAUACUGUGAUGAACAACAUUGUGACGAUACGGAAUGGUGCAUGGUAAAAGAUGAUGAUUUCCUCAAUUCUAAGAUGAUACAAAUGAAAUUAAAAGAUGGAAAGUUUUGGUAUAAAGCUACAAGUUUAAAGAAUAUUUUUAAUAUUCUAGACGAUAAAGGCAAUGAUUCGUACAUGUUGCUAGCUGGGAAUACUGCUAGAGGAGCGUAUCCGAUAGAAGAAUAUCCUAGAAUAAUAAUUGAUAUUAAUGCAGUGUCUGAACUGAAAGGUUACAAACUGGAUCAGAACCUAAUCAUAUACGGUGGAGUGACGCUUACUGAACUACUGGAUAUAUUCAAACGUAUAGCAAAACAAGAAUAUUUUGCAUAUUUGACAAAAUUGUAUGAACAUUUGAAGAAGGUUGCUCAUAUACCAGUAAGAAACAUCGGGACAAUAGCUGGUAAUCUGAUGAUUAAAAAUAAACACAAUUUCUUUGCAUCUGACAUUUUUCUACUGCUGCAGACUGUUGGAGCACAGCUCACUUUAGUGAGCCGCCGUUCCAGAACUAAAACUGUGACGAUGGAGGAGUUCCUAAAAACUGAUAUGAAAGGUUUGGUUAUCCUGAAUGCGCUGCUAUCUCCUUUGAGCUGUGAAUAUAAAGUAGCUACGUUUAAGGUUAUGCCACGAAGUACAAACUACCACGCGAUAGUAAAUGCAGGAUUUGUAUACCAACUAAAUAAUCAAAAUAAAGUUAUAUCCUCAAGAAUUGCCUUCGGUGGUCUAUCACCAACAUUCACAAGAGCUUAUAAAACAGAAAGAUUUUUGACUGGAAAACAACUAUUUACAAACGAUACUUUACAAUCUGCUUUGAAAGUUUUGAGUGAUGAAAUUGUAGUUGUGGACAAUCCACCAAAACCUAGCGUUGAAUUCAGACGAAAAUUGGCAUUAGGAUUGUUUUACAAGGGUCUUCUAUCGUUAUGUCCAGAUAACUUACUAAGCGCUCGUUACAAGUCAGGAGCAACAAAAAUUCACGACACACGUCCAGUAUCCAAAGGUGUUCAGUAUUUCGAAACAGAUCCCUCAACAUACCCUUUGACUGAACCUGUUCAGAAAGUUGAAGCUUUGAUACAAUGUGCAGGAGAAGCACAUUAUGCUGAUGAUAUGCCUACACUACCUUAUGAAGUACACGCUGCUUUCGUGGUCACUACUAUAGGAGUUGGUGAAAUUGUAUCCAUAGACGCAUCAAAGGCUUUAGUAUGUAUCAUUUUUCCAAUUUAA
Molecule: messenger RNA, 1800 nt
Organism: Spodoptera littoralis (African cotton leafworm)
Lineage: Eukaryota; Metazoa; Arthropoda; Insecta; Lepidoptera; Noctuidae
Source: the annotation of a GenBank genome assembly